Molecule: messenger RNA, 1899 nt
Organism: Porites evermanni
Lineage: Eukaryota; Metazoa; Cnidaria; Anthozoa; Scleractinia; Poritidae
Source: the annotation of a GenBank genome assembly
GUUGCCGUCAAGUCCUUCUCGGGUGCUCGAUUGGCAGAUAUGGAUGAUUAUUUAAGGACUCUUUUUAGAAAGAAACCGGAUGAAAUCAUCCUCCAUGUGGGAACUAAUAACAUACGAAACGAAAGCCCACGUAGCGUGGCUGAGGGCAUUGUCAACCUGGUAUCUCAGAUCCAACACGAUUCCCCGACUACACACCUUGCUAUUUCACCUCUGCUACCCAGGUCAGAUAACUUAGAUUUUAACGACAAAAUCAGGGAGGCCAAUAAUAUCUUUAAGUCGUUUUGUAGCUCUCGUGGGCUUACAUUGCUCCGCAUUAAUAAUAUAGACCUCACUUGUUUAAAUCGUAGGGGUGUUCACCUAAACAGCAAAGGGUCUUCACUUCUUUUAAAUUGUCAUGCGGAUUAUCUUAAGGUAUUCCUGGAGGCUAAAGUGACUGUUUCGGAUUGCCAUACUUUUUUAGCAGCGUAAAGGCAAUGUCAUCAGGAACUGGCAUGCAAAAUUUCACGUUGAGAUACCCAAACUAUACCGAGAUAUACGCGAGCAAAGUUUUGUUUCUAAGGCCAAUUUGCCGGGAAAAAUAAGACGCCCUACCGCGCUCCAAACACCAUUUGCUUGAUUUGGAAAUCCCCUGCACACUUCCCCCAGAUCCGCCUCUGAAUGUGACCCACUUGCACAAUAAUCCAUACAAUAAACUACAUUCUUAUCCAUUGCAUAGCCUUUACAGGGUCAUAAUAUUGUUUCUUUGUUUUUUAUAGUUUGGUAACAAAGUUGGAGAGGGCCAGUUCAGGGGAAAGUCCCUACCCACUUAUGUGUACCCUGAAUGUCUCAAAAACAUCAUUAGGGAAAAACUGUCUGAAGAGCUGAGGGAUUACCCAAAUCCUGAAACUCCUGCGGUAAGAAUUAUUAUGUUAUGAAAUAAAUGUUAGUACCUGGCCCACCCCAUACCUUCCAUCUGUAAACUCUACUGUUACAUCUUUGCUUCUCAAAAGCAGGUUGUAUAAAAAAAAGCUUCCCAUUUUGAUUUUUCAGUUUCAGGCAUUGAAAAAAAAGUAGUCACAUUAUCUCGUGCCUCCUUAUAUCUCUCUUCAGGGUUUUUUGAUGGACAUAUCAUUAUUCAUAUAAAAAGGUUUCGAAUUCCCACACCAAACUAACAUUGCACUUUUUUUGAAUUUCAGGUCUACAAGGUCACGAUGUCAGACCUAUUCACAGCAAAAUGGCCUGGAGAUAAAUGAAGUUACACUUAUUUUUCCUAUUACACUUAUUUUUUUAAUUAUUUUAUUCUAAAAUUGUAUUCAAUAAUCUAGUGCAUUUCCGCUUAUCUUUUCCACAAAAAUGAGACUAAUCAUGAUAUAUAUUUGGAAAUAAACAUGUGCUUUUAACUCUAAUUGACUAUUCGGUAAUGAGCCUGCUAUCCCUACCACGUCCCGGUCUAAUGAAAAUUCUAACCAUGAACGUAUAUCUGAAUCAGACCUAACUUUCAGUCUACCCAAACGUAAGGGCUUCAAAAUUGCAUUUCUCAACAUCAUUAGUUUGCCUAAAUACCUGGACAAGCUUCGCUUAAGAAUGCAAUCUCAGACAUUAGACUUGCUAGCCUCAAGUGAGACUCGUCUUGAUAACACCUUCACUGAUUCUGCAGUGUCAAUAGAUGGUUAUACACUUAUUAGGCGUGACCGGUGCAGAGGUGGUGGUGGUGUUGCCAUAUACAUUUGCAACGUCAUUGACUUCAAAAUCAGAUCCGACCUCUUGAGCUCUUGUGUAUUGAAAUCCAAAAACCCAGAGCCAGGCCAUUUCUUAUUUCAAACUGGUAUAGACCUCCGAAUUCUCCAAUUGAGCUCUUUGAUAAGUUCGAGGUCCUUCGGCCAAAGAUUGAAGCUGAAAAUGUUGAAUCAAAUAUACUAG